This is a messenger RNA of Arachis duranensis, 3696 nucleotides long. RefSeq names its product AP3-complex subunit beta-A. Gene Ontology annotation, biological process: vesicle-mediated transport; intracellular protein transport. Lineage: Eukaryota; Viridiplantae; Streptophyta; Magnoliopsida; Fabales; Fabaceae. The record is from RefSeq and is a predicted model, not a curated record. Gene Ontology annotation, cellular component: membrane coat; AP-3 adaptor complex.
AAAGCCAUACUUUAUUCAACGAAAAAAUUAUCUCUGCUUCUCUGUCCGUAAAGUGGGGUUUCUGGCGCUGGUCGCUGCACAGACUCUUCAAAUCUCCAUAUUCAGUUUUCUGCUUUCAGAGUUCAAAACAAAAACAGAUCACAAACGGAGUGAGAGAUACGAAUCCAUUCAUUAAUUCAUUCACUCAUUCACUCGUUAGCUCGUCAGAAGAAAUGUUCCCUCAAUUCGGAGCGACGGCGGAAUCACUGAGCAAGGCGUCCACGGCGGUGUUCCGGAUCGGCACCGAUGCUCACCUCUACGACGACCCCGAUGACGUCAACAUUGCCCCUCUUCUCGAAAGCAAGUUCGACUCCGAGAAAACCGAAGCCCUCAAGCGCUUACUCGCUCUCAUCGCUCAAGGCUUCGACGUCUCGAACUUCUUCCCUCAGGUUGUUAAAAAUGUUGCUUCUCAGUCAUUGGAAGUGAAGAAGCUCGUGUACUUGUACCUCCUUCAUUAUGCUGAAAAGCGUCCAAAUGAAGCAUUGCUAUCAAUUAAUUGUUUCCAGAAGGACCUGGGGGACACAAAUCCAUUGGUCCGCGCAUGGGCACUUCGUGCCAUGGCAGGAAUUCGCCUUCAUGUAAUUGCACCUCUUGUUCUUGUUGCGGUGGGAAAAUGUGCUAGAGAUCCUUCUGUCUAUGUUAGAAAAUGUGCAGCUAAUGCUCUUCCUAAGCUUCAUGAUUUGCGGAUGGAGGAACAUACUUCUGCAAUUGAAGAGAUUGUUGGAAUGUUGUUAAAUGACAAUUCCCCUGGAGUUGUUGGAGCUGCUGCUUCUGCAUUUGCUUCUGUCUGUCCGAACAAUUUUGCAUUGAUUGGAAGAAACUACAAAAAGUUGUGUGAAAUCCUUCCUGAUGUGGAAGAAUGGGGUCAAAUAAUUCUAAUUGGGAUCCUUCUGCGGUAUGUGAUAGCUAGUUAUGGGCUUGUCAAAGAAUCUAUCAUGUUUUCUUUGUAUGGUAAAGAUGAUAAUUUGGAGGUAGAUGAACAAGAUUUUAUUUUAAAAGAAGAUACUGGUUAUGCCUCUGAGAAGACUUUAUCUGAAUUAGCAAAUAUGAUCUUGCAAUGUUACAUUGAAGGACCAGAUGAGUACUUAUCACGGUCAAGUUCUGCAAAUAUGGUUCCUCCUAAAUUAGAUGUAUCACAGUUUACAUCUUGCAGUAAUGAUAUUGGAAUUGUUAAACCACUCUUGUUUCUAAUGAGAUCAUCAUAUGCCUCCAGAUAUGUGGUAUUAUGCAAUAUUCAAGUGUUUGUUAAAGCCAUGCCAUCUCUCUUUGCUCCACACUAUGAAGACUUCUUCGUAUGUUCUUCAGAUUCCUAUCAGAUAAAAGCGCUUAAGCUGGAAAUACUUUCUUCUGUAGCUGUGGAGUCAUCUGUUUCAUUUAUUCUUAAAGAAUUUCAGGAUUAUAUUAGAGAUCCAGAUAGGAAAUUUGCUGCUGACACAGUUGCUGCCAUUGGGUUAUGUGCUCAGAAACUCCCAAAAAUGGCAACUACAUGUGUAGAAGGGUUGUUGACUCUAAUUAGACAGGAAUACUUUUGCGGGGAAAUUAGAUCCAUGGAUGGAGAAGAUGGUGUGCUAAUUCAGGCAAUAAUAUCCAUCAAAUCAAUCAUAAAAUUAGACCCACCCAGUUAUGAGAAGGUCAUAAUUCAAUUGGUCCGUAGUUUAGAUGCAAUCAAGAUUCCUUCUGCCCGUGCAAUGAUUAUUUGGCUGGUGGGGGAGUAUUGCUCUUUGGGUGAGAUAAUUCCAAGAAUGGUGAGCACAGUACUCAAGUAUCUUGCUCGGUGUUUUACUUCAGAAGCACUGGAAACGAAGCUUCAGAUUCUUAAUACAACUGCAAAGGUCCUGAUUUGUAAUACUGGAGAAGAUAUUUGGACCCUGCAAAAAGUUUGGAGCUAUGUAAUUGAAUUGGCUGAGUGCGACAUGAAUUAUGACGUCCGUGAUCGAUCACGUUUCUUGAAGAAACUUUUCUCAUGCAAUGUGGAUUCACAAAAUCAUGUUGAAGAACAAAAUAGUGAAUCACAAAAAAGAGAUCAGUCAUAUGUAUUUGCGGAAUGCAUAUUUGGUAGACAGACAACAGCUGUGACUGUGCCAACUGAACCCAUCAAUGAUCGAUUUUAUCUUCCGGGAUCUCUGUCACAGUUAGUAUUCCAUGCAGCUCCAGGUUAUGAGCCUCUCCCCAAACCUUGUAGUCUUCCAUACAUUGAUUUUGAUCAGAAUGAUGGAACUGCUAACAGCGAUUCAGAUGAAGAUGGUGAUCCUAGUACAUCUGGAUCUGUGGAUGAGGGAAGUGCUUCAGAUUAUAGUUCUGAACAGUCGGUUACUGCUUCAAGUGAAGCUGAUGGCAGUGAUGAAAUUGAUUCUGGAAAUGAAGGCAACAACAAUGUUGAUCCUUUGAUUCAGAUUUCAGACACGGGUAAUGUAUCUGAAGAACAAAAUGGUGGGGUUCACUCCAGAUUUGGGGACUUGAUGUCCACAAAGUCUCUUGAAUCUUGGUUGGACGAGCCAGCCAAGUCAUCUAAAGAAAAUGAAACAAAUCAAAGCCGAGCCCGUAGAUCUUCAGCCAGAAUAACAAUUGGAAAUAUUAGAAGCCGAAUUAAACCCAAAUACUACACGCUCUUAGAUCCAGCAAAUGGAAAUGGGUUAAAAGUUAAUUAUUCAUUUUCAACUGAGACUUCUAGUGUAUCCUCUCAUCUUGUCUCCCUAGAAGUAUUCUUUGAGAAUUGUUCUUCAGAGGCCAUGUCUGAUAUAGUCUUAAUAGAUGAGAGUUCUAACAGAAGCUCAGAUUCUAGUACAAACCAGACGCCAUCUACAACAGAAAAUACUAUGAAAAUCCAUACUGAAAAUCCAGCUAUGGUUUCCAUGGAGGACAUCCCUUCUUUGGAGCCUGGUCAGACAGAAAACCGCACUCUGCUAGUUCGCUUUCAUCACCAUCUUUUGCCUCUAAAACUGGCUUUAUUUUGCAAUGACACAAAAUUCCCUGUUAAGUUAAAGCCCGACAUUGGGUACUUUGUAAAACCACUUCCAAUCAGCAUUGAAGCUUUCAGGGAUAAGGAAUCCCACCUUCCAGGGAUGUUUGAAUACAUAAGGAGUUGUACCUUCACUGAUCACCUUGUAGAGUUGAACAAGGGCAGCAACUCUCUGACAGAGGACAAAUUUCUUGUGAUCUGUGAAGCCUUGGCACUAAAGAUGAUGAGCAAUGCAAAUCUUUCUCUUGUAUCUGUAGAUAUGCCUGUUGCUUCCAACCUUGAUGAUGCAUCUGGUUUGUGCCUGCGUUUCAGCAGUGAGAUCUUGAGCAAUUCCAUGCCAUGCUUAAUUACAGUCACUGUUGAAGGUAAAUGCUCUGAUCCAUUGACAGUUUCUGUAAAAGUCAAUUGUGAAGAGACUGUAUUUGGCUUAAAUUUCUUAAAUAGGGUUGUCAAUUUCUUAGCUGAGCCAUCUGUUACCCGCUCAUAAGUCAAAUAUCUGAUGGGAAAUUCACAAAUAUUGAUCUGUGGAAAGUACUUAGGGAAACCUGAGGAAUAUGACUACUCGUGUGGGGUUUUUUUGUCUUUGGUGAGUUAUUUCGCUUUUGGGGAUCGGAGUGGUUGUAAUUUAACAUUGUAUUGUUAGUCUUUUACUUUAUACAGAAUUUGAUGUCUUAUUCUUAAAUUCUUUCUAGUGCUUC